GGGGCACAGCCCGGAAGUGCUCUCCAGGCCCGGCCCCUGCCCACGGAAGCCGGAAGUGGGGCGUCAGCAGCCGGCGCGUCGCCCUCCGCGGGCCGUGCCGCACCAUGCUCCGUGGACCAGGCCACCUCCUCCCGGCCCCCGUAGCACUGGCCGCGGCCCUGGCUGCGGCGCUGUUCUCGUCGCUCGCGCGCUGUUCUUUCUUGGAGCCCAGAGAGCCGGUGGCCUCGGCCCUCAGCCCUUACUUCGGCACCAAGACUCGCUACGAGGAUGUCAACCCCAGGCUGCUGUCCGACCCCGAGGCGCCGAGGCGGGACCCGGAGCUGCUGGAUGGGACUUGCACCCCGGUGCAGCUGGUCGCCCUCAUCCGCCACGGCACCCGCUACCCCACGGCCAAACAGAUCCGCAAGCUGAGGCAGCUUCACGGGCUGCUGCAGGCCCGCGGGCCCGGCGACGGCAGCCUGGGCGCGGCGCUGGCCAACUGGCCGCUGUGGUACGCGGACUGGAUGGACGGGAAGUGGCGGCAGGACGUGCGACAGCUGGCGCUGCGUCUGUCCUCUCUCUUCCCGGCCCUCUUCAACCGCGAGAACUACGGCCGCCUGCAGCUCAUCACCAGCUCCAAACACCGCUGCGUGGACAGCGGCGCUGCCUUCCUGCAGGGGCUCUGGCAGCACUACUACCCCGGGGUGCCGCCGCCUGAUGUUGCAGAUAUGGAGUGUGGUCCUCCGAGAAUUAAUGAUAAACUAAUGAGAUUCUUUGAUCAUUGUGAGAAGUUUUUAACUGAGGUGGAAAGGAAUGCCACAGCUCUUUAUCAUAUAGAAGCCUUCAAAACUGGACCAGAAAUGCAGAACAUUUUAAAAAAAGUUGCAGCUAUUUUGCAAGUGCCAGUAAAUUCUUUAAAUGCAGAUUUAAUUCAGGUAGCUUUCUUCACCUGUUCAUUUGACCUGGCAAUUAAAGGUGUUAAAUCUCCUUGGUGUGAUGUUUUUGACAUAGAUGAUGCAAAGGUGUUAGAAUAUUUAAAUGAUCUGAAACAAUAUUGGAAGAGAGGAUAUGGGUAUACCAUUAACAGUCGAUCCAGCUGCAUCCUGUUUCAAGACAUCUUUCAGCACUUGGACAAAGCAGUUCAACAGAAACAAAGGUCUCAGCCAGUUUCUUCUCCAGUUGUACUACAGUUCGGUCAUGCAGAGACCCUUCUUCCACUGCUUUCUCUCAUGGGGUACUUCAAAGACAAGGAGCCCCUCACAGCUUACAAUUAUAAGGAACAAAUGCAUCGGAAGUUCCGAAGUGGUCACAUUGUACCUUAUGCCUCAAACUUAAUAUUUGUGCUUUACCAUUGUAAAAAUGCUAAGACUCCCAAAGAAGAAUUCCAAGUGCAGAUGUUACUGAAUGAAAAGGUAUUGCCCUUGGCUCAUUCACAAGAAACUGUUUCUUUGUAUGAGGAUCUGAAGAACCACUACAAAGAUAUCCUUCAGAGUUGUCACACCAAUGAAGAAUGUGAAUUACCAAAGGUCAACAGCACAUCUGAUGAGCUAUAAGUAACUGGAGAUCAUUUUCAAUUCAUUAGGAAUCUGUAGAGAAUGAUUAUAUGUUUGUAAUAGGUAGGUAAAUCCUUGAAUACAGAAAGCUUUCAUAUUACUUGGCUAUUUCUGCUUUUCACAGAAAACUGUUGAGUUUCUUUUUGCAUCUGGAAAUGAUAUGUAAGAAAUAAUUCUUCACUGGAGCAGCUCUCUUAAUGGGAAAAAAAUCUAUUCAGAGAAACAGCUGGCACUGUAAAUGUUUACAGAAAUGAAAUUCUUUCUACUUAUAUAAGAAAUCUCACACUGAGAUAGAAUACAACUCAAAAUUAUACUUGAAUAGAAGAGCCAGAGUUUCAAAAUAUAAUGUCAGUUGGAUGAUUCAUAACUCAGUGAAACUAAUUUUAAGGACUUUACCAAUCAUGCUACAGUUCUCUCUUUUGUCCUCCGGUAGGACAGUUCUGGUAUUAAUUGUCUGUCUUAAUCAGAAAUAUUGUGAAUCUGGGAGUUUCACUUUGGAAGAAAGCUAACAUCUCUGUAGGUGAAAGUUUGAUAAACAGUCUGAUUUAAAAGGACAGCUUCACUGGAACAAGAAGAAAAAGUAUAAUAUUUUUGUUAAUGGUAUUUAUUAAAUAUUCUAACACUUUUUCAAUAAUCCCUUUUAAACUCUUAGUACAUCUUGCAAGGCCAUCUUAAAUAUCAUACCUGAUUUUACAUAUGUAACAAUGGAAGAACAAAGAGGACCAUUAGAACAAGUCAGAUGGACAGAAUCAAAGUUUCUUAAAUCCUUUGCUUAGCUGUCUUUUCUAUUCUAUCCUAUCACUUGGCUCUGUUUUAAUAUGUUGCUAUUUUAUGAAAUGUAUCUUUUGAUGGUUUGCUCUUUUUUUUUUUUCUCUUCUUUUUCUUAAAUAAAGAUUUCAUCCUGGUUGGCUUAGUUUCAAAGAUUUAAACCUGUUUCAAAUAAAUAGUUCUAAGUUCUUUCAAAUGCCAUGAAAGUAUUUACUAUAAUAAACAAGAUUCUUGUUAUUUACUACCAAAUCUUUUCUGUUCUCCCUGUCAAAAUAUCAUCAAUAAUUGUAUUAUUGGAAUUUCAAGGUUGAAAAUUCAACCUUGGAAUGGAAUUUUGAAUAGCUGUAAUUAGAUCAGGCAAUAUAAAGCAAUUUUCAUCUAAUAAAAAUUUAUUCAAAUGGGU
Molecule: messenger RNA, 2703 nt
Organism: Tupaia belangeri chinensis (Chinese tree shrew)
Lineage: Eukaryota; Metazoa; Chordata; Mammalia; Scandentia; Tupaiidae
Gene: MINPP1
Product: multiple inositol-polyphosphate phosphatase 1
Molecular function (GO): acid phosphatase activity; inositol phosphate phosphatase activity
Source: RefSeq, a predicted model, not a curated record